This is a messenger RNA of Elgaria multicarinata webbii, 482 nucleotides long. RefSeq names its product urocortin 3 (gene UCN3). Gene Ontology annotation, cellular component: extracellular region. The record is from RefSeq and is a predicted model, not a curated record. The coding region runs from base 1 to 480 and encodes 159 amino acids. NCBI's taxonomy places the organism in Eukaryota, Metazoa, Chordata, Lepidosauria, Squamata, Anguidae. The transcript has a single exon. Gene Ontology annotation, biological process: adenylate cyclase-activating G protein-coupled receptor signaling pathway; hormone-mediated signaling pathway; digestion. Gene Ontology annotation, molecular function: hormone activity; corticotropin-releasing hormone receptor 2 binding.
AUGACUCAGCCCAGACUCCUGAUCUUCCUGUUGAUCCUGUUGGCAUCCAGGACGGGCCGACCCCUUCAGCUCUACAAGGCCGAAUCUAUCUUCAGCUGCAUCAACGCCGCUCUCGCGGGGGCCAAGAAAGGCCUCUCCGGCGACAAUUCCCCCCUAGAAAAGCGGAGUUUCGGAUUCCCUUCAGGGCGUGAGGGCACCUCCUCCGAGGACGAUGAAGAGGAAGCCAGGGCCGAGGGGGAGGAGAAGGAGAAAAGGACGUUCCCUGUGGUCACCCGCUAUAAAUACCUUGCCCAAGCGCAGGCGAAAGGCAAGGCCUACCAAGACCAGGCCAAAAGCGACCGACGCACUAAGUUCACGCUGUCCCUUGACGUCCCAACCAACAUCAUGAACAUCCUUUUUAACAUUGCCAAGGCCAAGAACCUGAGGGCCAAGGCAGCCGCCAAUGCUCAGCUGAUGGCUCAAAUUGGCCGGAGGAAGUGAUG